UUUCCUUCGCUCCCUAACACUUUCCUCCCAUGCCCACAGCAUUGUCUCAUAGACCUCCUCUCUCCAAAGGAGCUGCUCUCCCUCCUCCUGUUCUUCCCAGGACACAAAAGGGCUCCAUUUUCUUGUUGGUUCUUCUUAUUCCAUUAGUACUGUUGCCAGUUGGAGAAAGAUGAGCAUCUCGGUGAAUGGCCAGUCCUGCGUGCCUCCAGGCUUCCGCUUCCAUCCCACCGAGGAGGAGCUCCUCAAUUACUACUUGAGGAAGAAGGUUGCUUCCGAGAAGAUCGACUUGGACGUCAUCCGUGACGUCGAUCUCAACAAGCUUGAGCCAUGGGACAUUCAAGAGAAGUGCAGAAUAGGCUCCACCCCUCAGAAUGACUGGUAUUUCUUUAGUCACAAGGACAAGAAGUAUCCCACCGGCACCCGGACCAACCGCGCCACCGCCGCUGGUUUCUGGAAAGCCACCGGCCGUGAUAAGGUCAUCUACACCAGCUUCAAACGGAUCGGCAUGAGAAAGACCCUCGUCUUCUACAAAGGCCGCGCCCCCCAUGGCCAGAAGUCGGAUUGGAUCAUGCAUGAGUACAGGCUUGACGAUCACUCAGACUCGAACCCCCAGUCCCACGUAGGCCUCUGGUCCCUAGGAGAAGCAACAAGUCAAGAAGAUGGGUGGGUGGUCUGCCGGGUGUUCAAGAAAAAGAACCACCACAAGGCCAUGGACAGUCCUAACAACUGUUCUUCCAUCACCAGCGAUGCCAAGACCCAGAUGAUCCAUUCAGGGAGCGAUGAUGCACUGGACCAGAUCCUCCAAUACAUGGGUAGAUCUUGCAAGCAAGAAAGCGAGGCCAUCAGCAACCACAGCAUGUCAAGCAACCCCAACAACCUCGGGAUAAGAUAUCUCAGGCCGAUCGAGACCACCUUAGGUGCCAGUCUCCAUCAAAGGUUCAUGAAGCUUCCAGCCCUUGAGAGCCCAACCAUUAAUCCAUCGCUCUCCAACGAGUACCACCCACCACCUUCCGACCACCCCUGCGGUAACCAGAUGGGCUACACCCUGGAGAGCAUCCAUGCGGUGGUAAACAUGGACUCGGCCUACCACGCGGAGGCGGGCAUCAACGACUGGGCUGCCCUGGACCGACUUGUGGCGUCCCACCUGAACGGCCAAUCGGAGGCAUCCAAGCAGCUGGCGUGCUUCGACGAUCCCAGCUUCAACUACUGCUCCACAGCUAAACUACCCAACAAUUCCCAGGAUUACAACCACGGCGGCGGCGGCGGCGACGAGGAUCUGUGGAGCUUCACACGGUCGGCGUCGUCGGACCACAUCAGCCACGUGUCUCUAUAACGGAACGGCGCACCAACCCGGACGCUAGAAAAGGGUUACAGAAAGCUGGGGCAAAUCAUUGCUGUCAAACAGUAUUACUUUAAAAGACUGUAUUGAAGAUGUGAAUGUGGUCGCCCUAAAAUAUACCUAAAUAAAGGAGAGAUGUGAGAUGGGAUGGCGUUGUCAAAGACCAUGAUCUCUUGUUUACCAUUGUAUCGGUCUACCUCACCAAUGUUGUUAGGAGAAUAGAAAGCUUUUUUUUA
Elaeis guineensis (African oil palm) is the source of this 1575-nucleotide messenger RNA. Lineage: Eukaryota; Viridiplantae; Streptophyta; Magnoliopsida; Arecales; Arecaceae. The record is from RefSeq and is a predicted model, not a curated record.